AAAAUUUUGAGAUUCAACUCUAAAAGAGUUUGAGAUUGAUUCUUUCAGCUAGCAUAUAUACCCUAAAAUAUUGAAUAUAUUAAAAUGCAAUAAAGAUGUCAUGAAUCGCAUGAUGAUGUUACUUGGAUGGCUAUGAUUAUUUGCUGCUGCUAACAACUGGGGAAGGCUGGAUCUUGAGUCUACCCUCACUUCAAUUCCCUCAUUUAAGUCAAUUCUUCAUUCAAUGUAGAUUUCCCAAUUCAUUUAUUUGGGGAAAAGCUCAAUCUUGAUUCUGCUCUGCAUAAGAACAUCCACUUCCAUCAUCUGAGUCAGUUUUUUAAUGGAGGUUUCUGAAGAAAGAGAGCUUCUGCUUAUGGUGGAUGGAGAUGGGGAUGAUGAGCCAGGAACCAAGAUUGAGGUGAAGGGGCUUACAAGGGUUUCAGACAAGGGUCUUACUCUUCUGAACCAGAUCAGCUUAGACAUACCCAGAGGUCUGAUCAUGGGGAUCAUUGGCCCUAGUGGCAGUGGAAAGUCAACGUUCCUCAGAGCACUCAACCGCCUAUGGGAGCCUGCAAAUGGCGCAGUGUUCUUGGAUGGCAAAGACAUAUGUGAUCUUGAUGUCCUCACCCUUCGCUGCAAGGUUGGCAUGCUGUUUCAGCUCCCUGCUCUCUUUGAAGGCACAGUUGCAGACAAUAUCAGAUAUGGGCCACUUUUAAGGGGGAAGAAGCUAAGUGAUGAUCAAGUCCUCAGAUUGCUUAGUCUUGCAGACCUUGACUCCUCUUUCUGCAACAAGCCUGGUGGUGAACUGUCUGUUGGCCAAGCUCAGAGGGUUGCACUUGCUAGGACCUUAGCUAAUGAGCCAGAGGUUCUCCUGUUAGAUGAGCCAACCAGUGCACUGGAUCCAAUAUCGACGCAGAAUAUUGAGGAUGUUCUUGUCCGGCUCAAGAAGGAGAAGAGAAUGACCAUUGCAAUGGUCUCUCACAGCAUCAAGCAAAUACAGAGAAUAGCUGAUGUGGUCUGCCUUCUUGUUGAGGGUGAAAUUGUGGAGGUUUUAAAGCCUGAUCAGCUCUCUCAAGCUAAACAUCCCAUGGCACAAAGGUUUCUUCAACUAAGCUCAUAGUUUUGUUUUCAUAAUAUUGUCUGCUUACUGUACUAUGUAUGGAGGAAAAGAAAACUUGUUAAAACUGUAUCUUUUCUCAUGUAAUAUCUGGUGUAUAUUAAGUAUAAAUCUCAAAGGGGUAAUAUCUUAAUGUAGCACCAAUAUGCAUAUGCUCAUUGUGUGCUAUUACUUUGUACUAGUAUAUCAAAAUAUUUUAAUUUGCAGUAAUCAUUGCUCAGA
This is a messenger RNA of Ipomoea triloba (trilobed morning glory), 1318 nucleotides long. RefSeq names its product ABC transporter I family member 17-like. Gene Ontology annotation, biological process: phosphate ion transmembrane transport. The record is from RefSeq and is a predicted model, not a curated record. Gene Ontology annotation, cellular component: membrane. The transcript is spliced from 4 exons. Gene Ontology annotation, molecular function: ATP hydrolysis activity; ATP binding; phosphate transmembrane transporter activity. Lineage: Eukaryota; Viridiplantae; Streptophyta; Magnoliopsida; Solanales; Convolvulaceae. The coding region runs from base 320 to 1099 and encodes 259 amino acids.